GUUAGCCUUGUUAAGAAGAUUGACUAUCUUUACCGAGAGUAAAUUUGUUUUUAACACGCUUUUGUAAAAUCUUCACGUUUUUAAUAUUGUGCCAUACCUUGAGAAGCAAUUAUUGUUGUAAAUUUUCUACUGAAAUCAAUGUAUUAGCAGAGCAACCAUUUUUGUGGAAAUUACGGCGUUACUGCAUUGUGUUUUCUUGCGGCAUUAAAAACGAUAUGACUCUGUUCUCUGUCGUCGAUACGAUUUGCAAAAAUUAAUCCAGCAGCUUUCCGAUUUCUCGAUUUCUAUUGCGUCGCUUUAAGUUAAAACAACAAACAUAAAGACUUCAAAUACUUGACGAGGAACUCCCCAGAAAUCAGAUUGUGUUUCUUUACCAUAAAAAUCCUAAAUCCCAUCGUUGCAUCGAAAUAAAAUGAGUGGAAAAGUUUUGUUUGCUUGUUCAAAAUGCUUCUCUAGACACCCUUUCGAAGAAUUGUCAGCAGGAACCCAACUUUGCAAGACAUGUCGUGGCAGUUCUUCGUCCACAUCGUCCUCAAGCGCAGUUGUAAAAUGUACUUAUUGUCGAUCGGAAUUCCAGCCAAGUUCCAAGGCUCAAAAUAUUUGCAAAAAGUGCGAACACAACUUGAAUAAAUAUGGUAAACCGAGUGCCUGCGAAUGCUGUAAAAUUGUUGCCGCUUUUGGAGGUUCCAAGUGCAUGAGAUGUGCGAGUUAUGAAGCAAGAUAUGGACCACCUGUACAAUGUGAUGAAUGUAAGCUGAGGUCAGCUUUCGAUAGACGAGACGAAAAUAAAAAGAUAAACGGAAAGUUGUUAUGCUGGUUAUGCACCUGUGCCUAUAAAAGGGCUUGGUUAAAGGCUCAGCAAGAAGGACGUAUAUCAUCAAAGAAGCGCCCUCAUGAAAAAUCGCAUCGCGACAGCUCAUCGGCUUCAGCGAAGAAACCUGCUCGUAGUAGUAGUGAAGUUGCAAAGGCCAAUAGCGGAACAGGUUCGGCCACUGUUUCAGCAGCAAGUGCAGCCGGUCUCGAUUUACCAGAGAAAAUUUCUCGCAACGUAUCUUCUAGCAGUGGUAAUGGUUUGGGGUCAAUAGCAGCUCCCGCUGCUGUUAUUACAAUUGACCCGAACUCGGCAGAUCAUGUUGUGGCAUUAACUACAUUAAAAGAACGUAUAGCCAGUCUGGAAAGACGUUUAAAUCAGAAAGACAAGGAGCUGCUAGAAAAAGAUAAACUGUUGACUGAGCUAAAGGGCAAAAACUUUGAAAAAGAAAUCGAAAUGCGCAACAAACUCAAAGAAAUAGAGCGUUUGAAUGAAAUGAAGGUGGAAAAUUUAAAUCGCAAAAUUGCCAAUCUUUUGAAGGAAGUGGCUGGACUUAAAAAGGCUAACAAAAAGAACAAUGGGACAGGAGCACCUCGUGAGAAAGAGAGAGAAAAACGUGAUCGGGAAAAUCAGUCACCCAAAGAGGACAUUACUGCGGCGACUGCAGCAACAGAAUCAUCGGAUAAAGAUUACGACAAAGAAGAGCGGAAAAAUGAAGAAGAUCGCAAGAGUGAAGAAGAUUCGCGCGAUUCUGAAAUGUCCAAUAAAAAUGAUGUUAAGAAAUCGCCAAAGGAGGAAGAAGAACCCAAAGAAAAAAGCCCAGAGCCUGAAAAGAGCGACACACAAACAGAAGACGUCCAAACAAAAGCAGAGGAAGCUAAAGUAUCCCAAUCGCGAUCUCGUUCCGGAUCUCGUUCGCAAUCGCGCUCUCGCUCACGAUCCCGUUCGCGCUCUCGUUCAAAAUCUAGGUCCAAAUCUCGAUCACGAUCCCGUUCAAGAUCGCGAUCGCAGUCAGGAUCUCGUUCUGGGUCUCGUUCCCGGUCAGCUUCACAUUCUCCUUCACGCUCUCGUUCUAACUCUCCUGAUUCAAAUUAAUAUGCGUAAAGCUUUUGAUGUAGAUCAAAUUUUAAUGUUCACCCUUUUAUGUUAACAUUGAAACAUACAUUCAGACUAAUUCAGGAACUUGGGAGACUUUUCUCAUUGUGUUUAAAAAAACACUAUUUAAAUGAAUAAAUAAAUAUCACAACUACAUAUUUUCCAAAUUUUAAUUUUAUAUUUUUUAAUAUAUAUUCAUUUACUUUCUAUUUUAAUGGAAAUAUUACAACAAUUAUACUAGUUAAUUAUGCUACCGAUUUUGAUUUAUACUUGGUUCAGAAAAUAAGUAUUGUAAUGCACAUUUUCUGUUUCUUUUUAAUUAUUAUUCUUUUAGAAUAGUGUAUGACUAAUUUUUGUAAUUUAAUUUUAAUGUAAUAAAAUAAACAAAAACCGUAUAGUGUUUUGAAAAUAAUACUAUUAUUAUUAUGAUCAUGGAAAGAAUGAGACAAGGAAAAUAUAUGUAAUUUAAGCUAUAUACUCAACAAAAA
Musca domestica (house fly) is the source of this 2394-nucleotide messenger RNA. RefSeq names its product protein FAM76A. The transcript has 6 exons. The record is from RefSeq and is a predicted model, not a curated record. Lineage: Eukaryota; Metazoa; Arthropoda; Insecta; Diptera; Muscidae. The coding region runs from base 413 to 1906 and encodes 497 amino acids.